GACUACAUCGACAAUGCCACCUAAGAAGAAUAAAAGGUUUAGAAACAUUUCACAACACAAAAUCGACGUUCUAGCAAAAAUCAUUUGUGAGACGAUAUCAGAUAUUAGUGAAAUUAAUUUUACUAGAAAAGCCGAAGGAUCCAUAUGCCAUACGAUUGCAAAAAAACUGAAAAAGAAACAAAACAAUAAAGAUGCAUAUUUUUAUAAACGUUUGUGGGAUAAAAACGUCCACAACUUCCAGGAUAUAAUACGUAAUACAUUGGAAGAAAGAAAAAAUAAUGAAAAUGGGUCUCCAUCUACAUCUACAGUUUGUCCUCCUGAAAAUGUGACACCGCCUUUAAAGGAUCCCGAUAUCAAGCCUGAGAACGAUGACGACUGUGAUGCUUCUUUAAUAAUAGUCGAAAAGAAUGUUUUGAUAGUAACGAUCGAUUCGGAAUAGAAAAGUUAAAUAUAUGAAAUUUAAAUAAUACGAUAUUGCUUGAUAUAUAUGCUACGUUUCUUCACUGUUUCGCAGUACCUUAACAUUUGUCUUUCUUUCGCCGUAUUUUCCGAUGAAUGUGCCGUAUUAACAAUUAUGUACAUGAUCGCGUAACGUUAACAGGGGGGAAUAUUAUUUAUUGAAUUUAUAUUUAUAUUAAAAUUUAUAUGGACAUGUAGUAAUAUGUAGUAAUUGGUACGUCGCAUCUAUGUAUAUAUAAACUGUGUAAAUAUCGGCGCGAGUUCUUUACCGUCGUUACUAUUAUAGCCACAACCCUCACUAAAUUUACCAAACAACAGCGAAUCCUUUUCAUUAAAGCCUGUUAAAAGAAAAAAAAAAUUUUUUAAAUUAUGUUUAUUAUAUUCAUAU
Wasmannia auropunctata (little fire ant) is the source of this 847-nucleotide messenger RNA. RefSeq lists its product as uncharacterized. NCBI's taxonomy places the organism in Eukaryota, Metazoa, Arthropoda, Insecta, Hymenoptera, Formicidae. The record is from RefSeq and is a predicted model, not a curated record. The transcript is spliced from 3 exons. The coding region runs from base 14 to 439 and encodes 141 amino acids.